CUUAGGUUCUGGCGCGAGCAAGACAUAGCGUUUUCCUUUUUUUAAAGACAUAGCGUGAUCAGAGGUCACAGCUUUUCUUUUUCGGCUGAGCGCCCGGCGAGGAUCCUCUAUGUAUAGUCAUCCAGUAGCUCUAGUUUCCUCAUUGGUGUCCGUGUCGUUGGCGCCACUGCGCUAACAACUGUCUGACUCCACGAAGUCGCGGAUAUCAAUGUCAAUUGAUUUGCAACGUCAAAUUUUUCGGUGUAGGUUUUUCUUAUCAAGAAAACCAACCAGUUUGGGGUACUUACUACUUUUACACAAAGAACCGCUCCCCGUAGAAGUUCUCCUGCAAGCAUUUUACUAGUAAGCUGUCUUACUAGUAAUCUUAUCGUGACAAGCAAGCAAAAAAACUACUAGUAAGACUACUAGUAGAGAGUUUACUAGGAAGAAGCUUACUAGUGGAAAAUUGCCUCGCGGGCCGGAUCGCCCCGAGCUUGCGCCAAACAGCUCGCCCGCGCUGCUUGCUUCCCUUGCCCCCUGUGGAGAAACUAGCGCCGAGCAACUAGUACCUGUGUGGUAGCGCGGGGCGUGGCGCUCGUUCCCGGGAAAAGGGGGCGCAGCCAUGGGAGGGAAAGGACUUAUUUGUCUGACUGAGGGUGGCGCGCUACGCGCUGGUGCGCCCGCAGGUUCAGGCGAACUAGCUCCGGCCCCGCCACGGUGCCGGUAGGGGGUUUGCGCUUUGUUUGGGUGGCCACGUUUUGCCUCGCGGGGGCGGCCCCCUCUUGGUGUGGAUGCUCCCGCCGCCCUGCACGAAGAAAAAAGCGCCUUUUCUCAGUGCCCUAGGUGGUUAUUCCACACAGCGCGCCCAGUCCCAUUGUGCUGGUUGCACCUGCCUGGCCGGCCAGGUUCUUUGUCGCGCAGCUUUCGCAGCUGCGGCCCUGUGGUUGUCGCGCAGCUUCCGCAGCUGCGGCCCUGUGGCCUCCGUCGAAAGCAGCCCCAUCGCCUUGGGGGCGUAACUAGAAUGACGAGCAGCCGCCCGUGAGGCUCGCAACUUGGGGGGGUGCUCGCAAAUUGGGAACAUCCCGGACGGCUCGCCCCCUCCCAGGUUGGGGUCGUGCCCCCGGGUGUCUGUUCUUUGUGUUUCCCGGACCCCUGUUGCUCGUGAGGCCUGGGGCGGGCCGCUGUCACGCCUUUGUCUUUGUCUAGGGGCCUCAGGCGCCCGGAAAAGCCCUGCGCCUGUAGGGUUCUCGCCCCCCCCCUCCCCUUCCCCGCGCCUGCAAAUUUCCUCGUAGGAAAUCGGGUCCAUCGCUUUCUUGUCUACUCCAUACCUCUCCGGCGGUCGCGGAGCGACCGCCCGUGCUAGAUACUUCUACACAAAGAACCGCUCCCCGUAGAAGUUCUCCUGCAAGCGACAACCAGAAACAACACCUAGACAGCACUGAAAGUCUGUGAUCAUCUGCUGGUACUACUAGUCCACCAAAACUACUGCUCUAUUGCCGGUGCAGCAAACAUGGUUCUGGAGCUCGUUCGUCUGUUUCAGCACCCGGGGCUGGCCGCCGCGACAUCCACCGCCCUGGCAAUUUUUAUCACGUUCAACCAGCAUGUCAGUCCCUUGGUUCUGCUCACCAUCUUUUUCCAGUUUUUCACGCACCUCUUCAUCUACCCCUGGGGCUGGGUGUACCCCGAGCUGUGGAGAAAAUCAUUCGGCGAAAAAUCCGUCGCGUGGAUGUGCGGCUUGGUGACCGCACAGAAGACCCUGCUCACCGUGUUCCUCUUGCCCUUCUUGCAGGUACGUAUAGGGGUGGUGGUGGUGGGGGGUUUUGUUACCGGGAAGUUCAAUUUUGUGCGUUGUCGUACAUAAAAACAAUGAACACUGCUAAUAAAAAAGAAACACCGCAUGAUGAUAGCUACAGACGAGACGUACCUAGUGCGCCGCUGGUGUCGUGCGUGUAACUAUGACAAACACAAAGCUAAAGCUGCGCAUCGUACUUGAGCAUGAAAAAAUGCCGUGUCAACAUCUUCUACUUUGCAGGUUCCCAACCUUGGGCAGUUCACCUCUAACACAAUUCUGAUCGCGCUCAGCUACUGCAUCGCAGCGGGCCUGAUCACAUUUGGGAUCUGGUUGCAAUCCCACGUGUACGCCAAGCUCGGCCGCGACGGGGUCUACUACGGAUUCAAGUUCGGUAAUAUCGAAGUUUUUCCAACAUAAUUUUGAUUCUAUCUGUGUCAGGGCGGAGGCGGUCUUCCUCUGUUUUUCCCCCCCCGGCAUGACUUCUGAUGUUGCUUCUCAUGUUCGCUUUGCAAUUCGGAGGUUCAGCAUCAGCAGUGCGCGUUUGAUGUUCGGUGACACGCUUUCCACAUGCGUGUUGAACCGAGUCAAAUACUUGCAUCAAAUUCAAAAACCACACAUCACAUGAAAUCAGGAAAGUCCAUCCCAUGGGUCUCCGACUUCCCCUUCGAUACCUUCCGCCACCCGCAGUACACCGGGGCCUACAGCAUCUGCCUUGGCGUCUACAUCAUUUUGGGGCCGAGCAUCCCGGUCUUCCUCAUUGGCACGGCACAAGCGUGGGGUUACAUUUUCACCUCCCACAUGGAAAGCUCUUCGGACCAGGACAACGGGGACGAGAAGGCGGCCUUGAAGGAGGAAGGGAAAAAGGAAAACUGAUACAACCCUUAUUAUUUCUUGGAUGCUUCACAAAAAAAGAAAAACAUGUGUCACCUUUGUUGUGCACUCCUUGGACUUCUUUCUGUUGAGUCAUACUACCUUAAAUUUCCUAGAAGCGAGCUACCGCGACAAACUUUGCCCCCGGGCCCGGAAAUAUAUAAGAUGAGAGCAAAAUCCUAUAUAAUUAACACAUACUACCAACGACCUUAAUUCUACCGCCCUUGCAGCCGAAACUCUUCGCACCUCGGACGAACCUCUUUCGCGACGAACAACACUGUACCCGCAGCCGGAAUGCAAGCAUCACGACUUCGACAAGCACCCUCGACAAGCAGUUACAGAAAGAUACGCAAGUACUUAGAUGGAUGUUUUUAUAGUUGUUACUCUCGCUCGGGCUCUGGCAGUAUUCAUUCUCGCUGCCUUUAAUAGAGCUGCAACGCGCACCAGUCAGUUGUAAUAAAGUCACGACAGAUGAUGAGAACAAAGUUGAUGAGGUCACGACAGUGCAGUACCCUGAAGAUGGACGGGUUGCAAUUAUUGGUAGGGUCAUCGCACUAGAUUGAAACGGAUUUGAAGAGAAUCGCCACGCAUUUCGAAGAGAUUUGCGUUUGCUAAGUAUGGUAGGUCCCUCGCAGACGAGCAGAGGGAUUUAGUCUAUACAAAUCAAGAGUUCCCUCAUACUCAUUGGACUACGGCGACGUACAGGACAGCGCCACCGUACUCGGACUCUGCUCGUCUUGAUGACCGUUGCUAUGUCGUAGAUUGAAAAUCGGGUGGGC
Amoebophrya sp. A120 is the source of this 3420-nucleotide messenger RNA. Lineage: Eukaryota; Dinophyceae; Syndiniales; Amoebophryaceae. The record is from the annotation of a GenBank genome assembly.